Messenger RNA from Grosmannia clavigera kw1407, 903 nucleotides. RefSeq lists its product as uncharacterized. Gene Ontology annotation, biological process: spindle assembly. NCBI's taxonomy places the organism in Eukaryota, Fungi, Ascomycota, Sordariomycetes, Ophiostomatales, Ophiostomataceae. The transcript has a single exon. The record is from RefSeq and is a predicted model, not a curated record. Gene Ontology annotation, cellular component: HAUS complex; cytosol. The coding region runs from base 1 to 903 and encodes 300 amino acids.
AUGGCGCAUGUGCGCGCAUCUGAAACUAUAUUUUCACCCUCGGUAGCCCGACUUGCAUCGUCGGCGGCGAAAGACUGGAACUACGUUGACAGCUGGUUGUCAUCCAAGUUCGAAGGCCGCCCGAGCCUGGCGUUCGAGCGCAAUCCUGAGACGCUAAAGGCACUGGUAGCUCUAGCUGCCCUGAACGAAACUGCCGAUGAAGAACGAGAUCUGGUAAUCAGCAUUGAGACUACCGCUCUCGAAGCGCUGGCUGGCCACAAUGCAGCAGAGGCCCGUGGCGCUUCCACUCAGAUCCUCACUGGCGUGACGGCUGCCGUCGAGCAAGAACUGCCGCGUGACGGCUUGGCUGCCCUCGAUUCCAUGGCUGCAAUGGCUGUGGAGCUCGGGGUUGCCUAUCCGGACCCGGAGGUCCUGGGGCAUGAGACGGUGCAGCUUCAAGCGCGACUUUAUCAACUUGAGCAAGCCACCAAGCGGACUGCUGCCGUACAGUCGCAUGUUGAAGAAGAAUCGGCACGGUCGGGUGACUUGUUGGGAGAACUCGACGACGGGGCAUACCGCCCAGCUGCGGACCUGGCCAAGGCCAAUCUGGAACUACAGCGCAAAGUCAAGACGGGAACUGUCAAACUUCUAGAGAUGAAGGAGAAAGCAGCCAAGGUUGCUGACAAAUCACCCGACAUUACGCUCCAGCAAGUCCAGGACGAAGAAUCUCUGUAUCGGGUCCUUCUCUCUCGCAAAAGGGGCCUAGACUCGCGAAUAGAGCCUUUCCAGAGCCUGCCUCCCGAUAAAAACCUGGCUCGACAACAGCUGGAAGUACUCCGAAAGGAACUACAGGUAAUGACCCAGAAGAGAGAUGUUGUGUUUGAGGGCCUGGUUGACCGUGAAACACCGAGAAAACCAAGGUAG